UCGACGCGUCCAGCCAUUGCCAGACUGAUGUUCCAAGAAAGCGAUUCGCCCACGCCAUCACCCGUCCGAAGUUCCGAUUUCGACGUCUUUUCGCGACACGCGUCGAGCCAGGAGGACGGAAAGGCCAUGGCGACCAGCUCUAGUCCUGCAGCCUCGGACGAUGAGGAAUCAGAUGACGAGGUUCGAAAGCCCAUGGGCCGGGCUGCCAGGCGGAUGCUUGGUGCCGAUGAGAGCCCAGUACGAGGCCUGGAGCAGAGACCCAGCAUGUCACCUGGGAAAGUGCAGCAAAGUGCUUCGGGGGAUUCUGAAGAUGAGCUGUACACAGUCACGCCGAAACUGGACAGGCGCUUCCAAAGCCAGCCCCCUUUCGUGCCAGCAAGUGCCGCGCGGUCGACAUUGUUCGUUAGUCCUGCCAGGACUGCACAGAACGACAGCGACGAUGAACUACCUACCCGACCCACAGGAAUGAAGUCGAAGCUGGCCGCCUUGGUCGCUGAGAAACGAGCUGAAAGAUUGGAGAGGGAAGCCGAAGCCGAAGCAGAACGCAGGCUCACGUCGUCCGACUUGCCCGACGAGCUUGUCGAAGGACCCGAAGAGCCUGCCAACGCAGAGAUCGACCGCAUUCUGUCAGAUGCCGCAAAGCCAACACGUAAGGCUAGUAAGAAGGCCUUGCUGGAAAUGGACCGCGAGACGCAGCGACUGGCACGUCAGCAAGCACUGGCUCAUCAGAUGAAGACGAAGAAGACAUUUUCCAAAAAUGAUCUGUUUGCAAGUUUCAACUUUCGACAAAAUGUUGGCGCAGCUGCACAGCAAGCCCGAGAUAGUUCGGGAUCGUCUGCGCCAAACAGUGAUGCUAUCGAGGGUCCUGGGCGAGAGCCACCCAGUACUCCUCCAUCAAGCCCACCCACUCCCCUGGACCGUCAGCGGGCAUUGGUCGAGCUGGGCGCAUUGAGUAAGAUGAAACCAGUGCGAGAGGACAGUCUUCAAAGUCUUGCCGAGAUUGAGGAUGAUGAGGAGUUGCCAGAUCUGAGCAGUAUCAUGAACUCUUCUCGCAGGGCAAAGGCCGCCGAGCUUGAGUCUGCCUUGGCGCAGGUUGCGUCUUCGCCGGGUGUGCCAAAAAGAGGCCUCAGACUUGCAAGGCUUGGUAAGAAGGCCAUGGCUCCUUCACAGGAGGAUAGCAGCGAUGACGACCUGGAGAUUGUGCAGAGCAUGCCUAAGCACUUGCGUGUGUUUGAUAAAGCCAAGGGAAACAUGAAAAAGCACAACACAGACUCAAGAGCUAUCCACAGACUAAAGCAUCUAGCGCAUCUUGGUGGAGAUGAUGGCCAGACUGGCCGUCGCAAGCAUGGCAAAUCGCGGCCUUCCAUCAAUCCUAACGCACUGGAGGCCCAAUUGCGCAUGCGCGCCAAGGAGCAGGCGCGUGCACUGCAGCUGGAGCGCAUCGCUGAGCUCAGAGCCAAAGGCAUUGAAGUUCAGACCGCCGAAGAGCGGGAACGCGAGCAAGAAGCGUUUGAGAGCCUGCUGGAGAAGGCGAGGCUAGACGCUGUCGAGAUCCGCAAGGCCGAGAAGGCUGCUGCAAAGGCCGAGAACGGUGGAGUCGACGUCAGCGCAGACGAGAGUGAAGAUGAAGACUAUGUGGACGUGUCUGGUAGUGAGGACGGCCUGGCCAAUGACGAGAACGAAAGUAAUGACAUGGUCGAUGACGCUGCGGAAGACGAGGAGGAAGGAGAAGAGAACGAGAUGGACGAGGAGGAGUUGGAGGGUGAGGAAUUGGGCGAGCGUGACGAGAUACCGCCCCCGAAUGGCUCUCAAGAUGCGGCUGAAACGGAGGCAGUCGAGCCUACGCCCACCAGACCCGCCGAAGCCGUGGACCAGCUCGGCCCAUCGCAGACGCCCGUCGUCGGGCGAAGAUCUCGAAAGUCGCGACUAAUCGUGGAUGAGGAGGAUGAUGAAGAUGCAAGUGAUGCUCAGGGCUCGCACCAUCUUCCGGUCACCGCGCACACUCCUGCGCAAUCACAAAUUGAUGACCCAUUUGCUGCGUUCAACUUUGGAGGAGCAGGCCCAGGAAGUUCGCUGAUGAGUCCCACGCAAAUGUUCAAUGCCACCAUGCAAACCCCAUCGCAAGACAUCCAGCAAGACUCGAUGGAUGUAUUGAAUCGCCUCGUCCCAACAAGCUCGUUGGUACGACCUUCACCCACAUUCGCUGUUCAGCCACAAUCUACUCAAAAUUGGGACAGCCAACACAACAAUAUUCCCAGCAGUCAGUUGCCAGAGAGUCAGCAGGUUCAGCUUGCUUGGGAAACUCAGGCUCCGGAAACGCCUGUUCAAGGCACCCAUCGAAUCACAUCCGCAUCUGCGACAGCAACGCCUGGCUGGGAACCUUCUCAAGACCCUGGUCUCCCUAAUGCGUGGCAAGCAAUGCCGGAUUUGACUCGGGAAGAUAGCCUACAAACGCUUCCAGACAGAGACACGCAGUCCACUGAGCCUUUGCGAAUCAGUGAGUCACCUGCAAUGGUACCGAAGAGAACUCGUUUAGCACGCGGACGUCGUCCUGCAGUAGUCGAAAGCGAUGACGAUGACGCCGAGCGUAUACAGCCUGGCAAGGACGAGAAAAAAGAUGCAUUCCGAGAAAUGGCCCGUAAGCGCAAGGAAGCUCUGAGUGCUGAAGAGAUGGCCGAUGCUGAGCGUGAAGCCAAGCAAAUGAUGGAUGAGCAGGCCGAGGAAUCUGAAGACGAGUACACUGGCCUUGGAGGCGACGAUUUCGUGGCGCCGGAGACAGAGGAGGAUCGUGAAAUGAUUGACUCCAGCUUGAUAGAUGUCGAUGAACGGCAGAUCGCUGCCCACUACGCAGAGGAGCAGCGCAUUGCUGAUGAAGCCGAUCAUCAGAGGUUGUACAAAGAUUUGAUGACGGGAGCACUGCGAAGGAAGCAGGCGAACAUGUUCGACCUUGAUGAAGAUGAAGACGACCUCGCGGCGCGUCGCCGGCAAAUAAAACAGCGCGAAGAAGCUCGAAAGCGGAAGCUGCUGCUGCAAGACGAGAGUAUUGCCAGCCUGGCAGAGGGUCGGCACAGCAAGGGCAAAGACGCUUUCUUGAAGGCGAUUGCCGACGAUGAUGAGCGGGACGACGAUGUCCUGGACCUGUCUGAUAUCGAGGACGACUCUCAAGUGCCUGACUCGCAGUCAGACAGUCAAUACUCCCAGCAAACGUUGCCUCGCGCAGCUCCUUUGCGAGAAGCGAGCGGCAACAAGCGACGUAUGGAAGAAGCGCCAGAAGAGCGACCUCCUGCCAAGCAACGUCGCACCCAGCCGUCCGCUUUCAGGGCACCGGUGUCCAUGCUCGAGGUCCAGGAAUCUGUCAGCUUUCUUCUCGAAGAGCCAAAUAUGCUUCUGGAUGGUCCUUCAGCCGUCGAUCUCAACUCCGACUCCGAGCACGACGAUGACGUGGCUGAACAAGAAGAAGUUGAUGAACAUGAGGAUGAUAUUGACGAAGAGCUUCGUGAAGAAGUUGCUCGCCAGAACGAUGGCGGCUUCGCCCCCGAUCGAGUCACCAUGCCUCCUCCUCGAUUCCCCGCGUCUCAGCGGCGGACCACGACAACGACAGUAUCUGUCGUAGAUCGCCUUAGCCUCAAACGUGCUAGCAGCGCAUCUGAGCACACUGCAGCAGGAUCACGUACAGCAUGGGGAUCGGGCUCUCAAGGAAGCGGCUUCCGAGCCCCUUCUCUCCUUCGCAGAGCAACCACAAACGGCGGUGCUUCUCGCGGCGCGAACGAGCGUGGCGUGAGCACGAGCAACGGCGUCUCUCGGCAGGAUAGUGGUAGUAAUAAUACUGCCAGUGGAGUCAAAAUGGGAGGGACCAAAAAGAGCUCACUGGCCUACCAAGCGAGAGACGCGGAGAGGAAAGCCAUUGUGGAACAAAGUGCUCGACGUCGCGCAGACAAUACUGCCAAGAUUGCUCAGUUGCGGAGAAACGCUAGCAGCGGCUUCGGAAAGGGGCUCGGUGGCACGUUUGAGUGAAAGAAAAAAACAAAAAGGUAGACGGGAAGAUUGACGGUCUCUUAUCAAGGGAGAGUGCUGCAAGCUGCCUGCAGUUUUGUGGUUGAGAUUGUUCAUUCAGUAAUGAACAGCUAGCUACCUACCUGGCUAAGUAUAUACAUAGCGACCAACAGAUAUGAUGGACGGC
Molecule: messenger RNA, 4180 nt
Organism: Sphaerulina musiva SO2202
Lineage: Eukaryota; Fungi; Ascomycota; Dothideomycetes; Mycosphaerellales; Mycosphaerellaceae
Exons: 1
Coding region: 28-4014 (1328 amino acids)
Biological process (GO): mitotic G2 DNA damage checkpoint signaling; activation of protein kinase activity; mitotic DNA replication checkpoint signaling
Molecular function (GO): anaphase-promoting complex binding
Source: RefSeq, a predicted model, not a curated record